Molecule: messenger RNA, 8113 nt
Organism: Dermacentor silvarum
Lineage: Eukaryota; Metazoa; Arthropoda; Arachnida; Ixodida; Ixodidae
Exons: 7
Coding region: 147-5966 (1939 amino acids)
Source: RefSeq, a predicted model, not a curated record
CGGGGAUGGAUCCAUUUCACGCUGCGUGCCUCCCGGAUAGGUGUAUCGCUGGCUGCCUCGCUGGCUUGGUGUGUGCGCGCUUCGCCGGAGACCUGGCUUGACUGUGACACUUUGACAGAACGCGCGUGUAACAAGUACUGUGUGCCAUGGGCCGCUACGGCAAGUGGGCGAGCUACAACGCGAGCCGUGGUCGCUGCGCGAGCGGCGUGUUCCCGUACUCGGGCGGCCGAUUCGGGGUUCGGACCGUGCGCGGCGCUCGCGGUUGGCAGCCGACUUGGAAACCGUGGAACGUGCCGCCCAGCAUGCGCGCCGUUAUGAUGAUGGUGGCGGCCGUUGGACACACCGCGCGGCCGGGACCUUCGACCGUGGUGUCCGAUCGCCUCGUCGCUUCGCGAAGGGACUUUUAUCGUGACGAAAGAGCAACGGCCGGGAAGCGUGUGCCAGAAAAGCAGCCCGUGGAAUCCCAAAUCCGACGGCUGCCGCGGAGAGCGCGGAAACGACGCCGACAGAAGCUCAAGUCGCAGGUCAUUUCAUCGGGGGAGAACUGGGAGGCCAACUCGGGAAAGCAAGUAAUCGCCGUUACCGACGCCUCCGAGUCCCGUUCGGCUGAAAAGACGCCCGUAGUUGCGGGCAGCCAGCGCGGACCCAUUUCCGAACGUGCCUGUGGUUCGAAAAAAGCGCGAAGUGCAGAAACUGCAACCACCGAUGCUGAUGGGCCUGCUAGACUAGCCACAGAGAACCUGCCAAAGCUGGAGCCCACUGCAGACUGUACCAUGCCAGAUGACUGUACUGAGGCUGCCAUCCCUCGGACACAGGUCAACCAGUGCCAACCACCUGUCGUGAAACCAGAUUUGCGGACAGUGGCACCAGCGACGAAAAUUGGUUCCAGCUUGGAUGAUCUGAGGAACUACAAGAUACCCAAGAUAAGGCGACAGCAACCGCCAGUGGAGGAACACGACAGUGACAUUUCCAGAGCUUCACCUGUUUCUCAAAGGAGUAGGGAACGUGAAGAACAAGAAGAGCAUCGAAAGGGGCUCACUAGGUCCCAGAGCAGGAGCCCCCUCAGUGGCAGGUCGUCGAGCAGGUGUGUGGUGGAUAGAAUAAUUGAAGAUAUGAACAAGGCCUACCCAAGGGUGCCCAGCGGCUACAUUUCGUGUGGUGAUGGCUGCCCUCUUCAAAAUGAAGCAGGCAACGAGUUUCCCAGGAGUCCCACUAUGCGCCGCCCUCUGGAAGACGACCGGGGUAUUAGUGGGAAGGUAGCAAAGUUGGCCACACUCAGUCGUAUGCCAUUAAGCAGCCACGUCAGGCAGAAGCAACAGACUAAGAAAGUGUGUGUUAUAUGUAAACGCAGAGUCAUUUCUGAUGCUGGGGGCCAAGACACCUGCAUCAGGUGCUCCCUUUGCAAGCAGAUCACCAAAGAACAGGCUGCAGUAAAAGAGAAGGGGGGCAAGGAACGGCUGGCUGCUUCUGAACCAGACACGCCAGCCAAACUUCACAAGCGCCGAGCCUCAUCGGAUGUCGAGAACAGGGAGCGGGACGCCAAGACACCCACCUGCCCACUUUCAUCCAAGUCGGACGACAGAGUUAAAGUGGACACUGUGUCACCCCAAGGGAAGAAGCACCGGAUUGUUUCAAAAAAGCGAGCACGUAAGGCCUACCUCACGAAGCCAGUCAUCUCGUCUAGCAAUGAAUCCUGCAGUGAGGAUGAUGGUUGUUCUGCGACGGCUACUGGUGUCUCUGCAUCUCAACAAGUUGAGGCGGCUGCAUCGCCAUCUGUGCAGCCCCAGCAAAAAGACGAAAACACGACUUCAAACGAAAGUCAGCGAAACGUUACAAAAAACCUGCCUCCAAAGGAUGACAGUCAGAAUUCAGAGAAGUGUUUUAAAGCAAGUAGCACUGGUUCGAAAGUUAGCAGAGCCAAACCUACAUUACAAAAAAAGACGAUUAAGGGCAGUAACAAGGAAAAGCUGAGACGUCAAGUGAUGAAACAAGCAUGGAAAACGGCAAAGGAUACAGAUGACUAUUUGAGGGCACUGAGUGAAAUGCCGAAGGGCACAGAUCCAAUGAAAACUCUCACCAAGAAAGACAAGAAGAGUGAAGCCUAUGGAAAUUGUGAAAGUGUAAAAGAUGAUCAUGCAGAUACAAAAACUGCAUCCUUAGAGCAAACUGAUGUUUUGAGUGAUGUUUGUGGAUUUACCUCAGACUCUUUAAUCUCAUCGGGUAGCCCAGCAUUACUUGUUGCAUCAAGCUUUAGUCUCACCCUGACCGACUGGGAGGGUCUAAAGAAUGAAUCGAUCGAUGAUGCCGAGUCUGUGAGUGUCGGUGGCAUGACUGGCAACGUUGCACCUACUAGCACCUUGGUGUCAAGUGACAGUGGUCCACCGGGUGGUAAAAAUGGCGAUUUGCCAACAGGCCCUGAAAAAUGUGCUGCAGAGGCAGGUUCACCUCCUAUCAUGAUCUCUGAUUUUUCAGAUGACGAAUUAAAAGAGGAUUGCAACGCACCGAACAAGUCCCCUAUGUGGCUACCAUACUCGAUCCAUUUUGAGGAUGAUGGUGCCAUGUCUGUGACGAUUCAAGAUGGAGCAAGUGGUGGUGGUCGAGAAAUAGGUUUCUCUGCAAAGAAAUCGGGUGCGCUGGCAGAGCAGGCCCAGGAAGCUGUGGCUUCCGAUUCUUCUGACGUAGAUCACCUAGCCGCUUUAACAGAGUGUUUGCAGAAGAUCAGUACCACUGGUAUACCUGAAGGGGAUGCUGACAAAACUGGUUUAUCUAAGCAAGGGGCGCCUGUUGCUGUUCCGGUUUCUGCAUUGGCACCCUCUCGUGCUGGUGACAGUAGCAUUUCGGUGGAUACAUCUGACACAAGUGGACAACACACAGCCCAUGGCAACUUUAACAAACCGGCACAUGUUGGGAAGCAUGCACACACAGGCUGCAGCGGCAGCAGUUACAGGUCUCUAGUGAGUCCCACUGCACCUGCACAGUCAUCGUUGUGUACUGCAGCAGACCCAAAGGAAUCGUGUGUGGAGAUCUCAUACACAGCCCAGGGUGCCAUUGGUGGUGGCUGCGUGCCAUGUGCAGAGGACCCCGCUUUGCCCAAAGACCAGUUAAGGCUUUCCGCAGCUGCUAAUGUGGAGUCUUGUGGUGCGGAUGGCACUGGGAAUGACUCUCCGCCAUGCUCCAUGGACCUUGAUUUGCCGACAUUCAAGUCAUUGUCUGCCAUCCCAAUAAACACGAAUGCAGCUGCCAUGCAGAGCUCUUGCACAACCGGGGGCAAUGUUCGGAAAAGCUCUUUGCCAAACGCUGGGCACUUGGCUUCGGACACGGCAGAUAUUCCUGCUUCUUUUGAUGCCAUCUCUCUUGUGGACAAUGUCUUCGGAAUAUCGAGGGCAGCCACUAGCAUCUCUGACAAAGGUUGUGCGGACCACCACGGCAUGCUGCACGGCCUGCUUGAAGAAUAUGUCCAAAAAAUGGAAAUUUUCCUUGCGGCACUCAGCGAAUGCAUGUCAGACUAUCGUGAAACAUUGGUCAGCACUUUAUUGCCUGAUGGCUUUGUCAAACUGAAGAGAAUGGUGCAGCUGGUGUGGAGAAUGGAGGCUAAAUUGGGAUGCCUAGGCACAGGCAGAGUGUUGGACCUGGACAAAGGUGUCUGCUCUCUGCUAAUUGAACAUGCAGGCAAGCUCUCGGGGACGUCAUCACUGGAGUCGGACCUUCCGUCCUUUAUGUCAUUUGAAGUGUGCAGUGAACCUCAUCUGCCGACUCGUACCAAUCCACCAUGCCAGGAAGUAGCGGAAGAUGGGGAGGCUGCUAACAGCAGUGGCAUGUUGUUGCCACCAUCCGGUGCCAUAACCGAGCAAGGCCAGGUGGCUGGUCAACCGGACACACUGCUAGGCUCGGCAGUUGCUUUGACAGCUGAAAGUACAGUUCAUCAAGCAGCCACUGAUGUUACUUCCCCUCUUGAGCAAGAACGGCUCAGCACAGGAAUUUCUGGCCCACCGCGUUCUACUACAGGAAUGGUUCCGGAUGAUGUUCUUCGUGUGGCGAGGGGGAAGCCAAAGAACUUGGAUGGUGCUUCCAGUGGUGGGCUCUCCGAGAGCACCAACAAGAAAGAAGGCAACAGUGUGUGUGCAGGGGCAGUUGUUGCAGAGACUGCAGUAUCCAGCAACCCUAACAGGCACAGGCCCCUGUCCAGGGAAAUGGCUACUCAACCUGAACAGCAGCAGCUGGCUCAGGCAAGAACCAUGCCACACAGUGCAUAUGAGAAUUCAGUGCUUGGAUCUAGAAUGGAAGUGGACCCUAAGGCACCCAAUAAACAGCUGCCUGGUCACAGAAGUGUGCCUGGAAGCUUUUUUGCAAGUUGGCAGAGGCAAACUGUUGGUGGCACUCAGAGUCUAGCGCAGCAGAACUCCCAGACUCCAAAGGAGAAACUCUCCCAGACAUGUAGCCAGAAGGACGUUCCACGGGACAUUCCUCAACAAAACCGUAGGCCGGGACAACAAAGUCAUUCAGCUGCUAACAGACCUAGCCAGGUGCGCCAAGUGCGUUUUGAGCUAAGGGAGCCUCCACCGCUCAUGUAUGUAGGGCCACGUCAACACACUGUGCACAAUCAAGGGUUACCCGCACAACCAAGCAGCAUGAAUUCAAGACAGCGGGAGGAGCUUGGAAGGCAGAUGACUGCUUACUCUCACAACAAUGCUUGGCUAAAUGCCUAUAGCCUUCCAGAAAACUCGCAAGGCGGUGCAGGGUUUCCCUAUAGCUGUGCCAGACCGUCACAGUUGUCUCCAGGCUACGUCCCACCAGUGGGGCAGUCAACGGGUCCUACUUCAGGACCUGUUUCACAAUUGCGCUAUGUACCCCAGACACCACCAGUACCAGGAACUAGUGAUGCACAAGGGCAAUUUCAAAAGCGUGAGCUAUGUUUGCAGCAGCAGCAAGGGCUGCAGACAGCUGGAAUUCGCACACUGAAUUCCCUACUUGCACUGUCGUCAAGGACGUCGAGGAUGGAAACAGAGCAAAGUUAUGGGCCCCAAUUCUCUCCCCUGAUGCCGCCACCUGAUAGAGCACAGGACACGAGUCAAGCCAUGGAUGCCGAACUGCUUAAAGCAGAAAAAGAUGUACAGCUUCAGCUGAAGAAGCGUCAGUAUCUCCAGCUGCUUAUGCAGCGGCUCCAUGGCAGACAAAUUGCUGCCGGCCAGCAACAAGGACAUUCCGAAGCUUCUGAACCAAGGCAGCUGUCAGAAAGAGAACGGUACCUGCAGCAGCAGAUCCGACUUGCUUUGAGUAUGUUAUCCGCAAAAAGUACUAGCCAGAGUGGCCAGCAGUACCAGGCAGCCUAUGGAUCCAUCCAGCAGCUGCAGCAGUACCUCCCUGCAGAGCAGUUGUGCGAGUCUUCGGCACAACCACGAACCUCCAUGAGCAACAGCACUGCAAGCAUUUCUGCACAAAGCACUUCAUCAGAAUCUUCGAGAUUUGUGCGCCCGUGGACUUCCGUGUCGCAGUGGCCCUACCCUUACACUACGUGUCAAGAAGCGCUGCAGAGGUGGAAGGGACAGCAGCAGGAGGAGGCGAGUGAGCCGGUGACACGUGUGCCACCUGGGGCUGCAACACAAACUGUGGAUGAGCACCGAGCAUGUCUAUUUGUGCAACCUCAGCAGACAGUGACCGUGCGUCAGCAGGCACCAGUGCACCAAGUUUCUUUGGAAGAGCGAAAUCAGAACUUGGCUGCACGGUCUGAUGCAUCCAGUUGGAGAAACAGAGUGGGAAUCAUUGUGAAGUCUACUACACCUUGCCAAUCCCUUGUGGAUACUGAAGCCUCCAAUGGCCAUCUUGCAGAGAACCAGCGUGCAAGCUCCAUUGGACUGCCAAGCCAGCAGUUGUUGAGGGAACCCUUUGUGAAGCAGCUCUUGCUGGGGCGACCUCUGAAUGCAGCGCAAGGCAUGCGGCCGCAGGGACCGCCUCCUCCAAGCCAGUAGAGCUGCCACAUCAUGUAGCCUUGUGUAGGGCAUUGAGUGCAAUAUGGAGUGAAGACUGCAUAGAACAAUCUUUGCAUUGGCAAUUAGUCCAACUACCAUUGCAUAGCCUAUUGACAAUUGGACGACACAGCUUGCCUCAGUCUGUGAUACUAGUAUCCAGGGCUCUCUAAAAAAAUGUAGACGGUCCGCAUUUGUGCAGAAGUGUCGACAGGUUAUCGUGCUUGUUCUGAUGUUGCGGGUUCAUUAAAGUAGCAUGAAGUUUGCUAUUUUUAGCUUAUAAAUCAUCUGUGUGUGUGUGUGUGUGUUUGUUUAUUUAAAUCAUCCCACCAAGAUGAAAGCUGUUGCUGUGCCAUGCUUCAUAAUGCUCAUUUCUGUCAUUCCAUCUAAGCAUUAAAGAAACACGCAUACUUAGUAUGGUUUUCAUAUUAGCUCACUGCUAAACAAAGCAAAUGUUUGAAGUCAAUUUUAUGUACCUGACUGAGAUGUCCUUGGUGGCAUGUUUCAUUGUAUAUUGUUUAAUGCACAUGUUUUGGUAAGUACAGUCUGUUUCACACUUGGGGAAAACUCGGAGCGUCUUUCAAGGCAGUCCGAGUUUUCCCCUAAGUGUGAAACAGACUGUACAUGUAAUUUGUGGUGUCAUGGUUUUUAUUGGCUCUGCUUCCUGCAGAAGCUUUCCUAGAGGGAGAAGGUAAAGUGUAACAUGAGAACUUUAGAAUUUUUGUGUCAAGUAUUUAUUCAUUUAAAAGGGUGUUUCAAUUUGAGUAAAAAAAAAAACUGGCAUGAAUGGACCAUACACAAGCGUUGCUCUUUUAAAAUAAUUGUAUAUGGUGAAGAUUCUCAUGGAAAAAACAGGCUUGUGGAGGUCUCAAACUUUUCGGCUCUGAUACACAACAUUUAUUCUGUUCAUGUUUCAUCAUAGGAGUAAUAUUCCACACGUAUUGCUUGUAGAUGGCACUUGUCACUAGUGGAUUUUAGUGUAAUUGUGCUUGUGUUAUGUGCAAAACUGUUCAGGCCACGCAAGUUGGCUGCAGGUCACAACCUUUUCUCCUGUAAUUUACAGCCUACAAUACAUAAGUUCUUGAAAGGGCUCAAUUCCUGACAACAGAUCAAAUUAAUUCAGUUUUGUAUAUUGUAAAUCAAGCUGUAUGUGAAGUCGUAACGCGAUUACUAUUUGCACAUUCUUGCAUAUUCAUGGCUUUUCAAAAGUUCUUGCUGCAUCUCAUUCAUUUCUGCAUUAAAGGUUACCCUACCCUUUUAGAUUACCAGAGUAUGUUACAUUGCAUUAGAACAUUUAUGUUGGAAGGAUAUUAUCAAGACAUAUCAGGUUUAUAAUAACUAACUCGUCUGUGCAAGUGUUUCAUGUGCAUUUUCCCCCUGAAGUGAUACACAGCCUGUGCAUUACCAAAAACUUGUGUUAUUGCUGUUGCUGAAUGUAGGAUGUCUCUUAGUUUCAUGUUAGCCAUAUUAGUGAUACGCUCAAGCUGCUGCUGCUGAUGUCAUUCUUGUCCGAUUGUUUGAGCCUAUGUAUUGCCCAGGUCUAUGAAUAAUGGGCAAGCCCCCCAGCCUGCUUGCUUUCCCAUAUGAAAGAUGCUGAUAGUGGGUGCAUACAUGGUGUGCAUUUGGCGAUAGGUAAAUAUUCGCAAGCAUACGAAUCUUAGCUGUUCACGCUCCCAUUUCUGAUGGCAGAUUCAUAAGAGUGGAAGCAUGCGAAAAUGGCUACACGAUUGCAGAGCUUUGGAGCACCAUAAAAGUUCAGGGGGCCCUUGGAAGUAAGCUGGCAGCUCUGGUAACACACACACCCACCUCGGAACACUUGGUAAAAGCCAUACCACUUGAUGUUGGGCAUUCUAGUAUCAUUUGUCUUCAAACCAGAAAUUGAGAAAUGGUUGUGCUUUUGUGCAAUAUUCAUUUGUUUUGAAAACGGCAUUUCAGUUCAUGUAGCCCAUACUUAAUCUUGGCCUUGUGCUGUACACAUUUGCGUUGUGUGAAUAGUGUCCACACUGUUAUUUCUUGAGAUAUUCCCCCCUUCCUAUGUGUAUUGCUAGCUUUUGUUUGUUACCAAGCUCAGGGGAUCUGAAGCUGUAACUUGUUUGUUACCAAGUGAAUGUAUCUCUCUUCUUCAAAUACAUUGGUGAUUUCAGUUUACA